Molecule: messenger RNA, 2499 nt
Organism: Daldinia caldariorum
Lineage: Eukaryota; Fungi; Ascomycota; Sordariomycetes; Xylariales; Hypoxylaceae
Product: Scd6-like Sm domain-containing protein
Exons: 4
Coding region: 308-1951 (547 amino acids)
Biological process (GO): P-body assembly; cytoplasmic stress granule assembly
Cellular component (GO): P-body
Molecular function (GO): mRNA binding
Source: RefSeq, a predicted model, not a curated record
UGGACAGCAGCUAAAAGAUUCGGAACGAAAGAAAAAAAAAGGAAAAAAACCUUACAGCCUCCUUUUAACGGGGGCUGGUGCUAACGGUGCGGUUCGUUGAAAUUUUAAUUCUUCGCACCGGGAAAUUCAGCCUUCUCUCUCUUCUUUUUCAACCCUAUCACAUCCCCCAAAACCUCCACCUUCAACAGCAAAUUGCAUUUUUUUUCUACUUCGUAAUUUUUCAACGUCGUCACAGUAAUUUAUUUCUACUAUCUUCGUUGCAUUUAACCUUCCUCCUCCUGCGCGGAUCGCGCACACCUCUUCCAUAAUGUCAGAAUUUCUUGGCUCUCGCAUAUCCCUCAUCUCGAAGAGUGAUAUCCGCUAUUCGGGUGUAUUGCACGAGAUCAAUUCAGAAGAGUCGACUGUCUCUCUAGAAAAUGUCAAGUCGUUCGGUACCGAGGGCCGCAAGGGUAACCCAGAAGAAGAAAUAGCACCUUCUGACCAAGUCUACGAGUACAUCGUCUUUCGCGGUAGUGACGUGAAAGACUUGCGUAUCGAGCAAGCUCCUGCUCCUCCCAAGGAGAACCAACCUCCCAAGGUUCCAGAUGAUCCCGCCAUCGUUGGAGCUCGUACUCGCCCUGCGGGCGGCAUCCCCCCUGGUCCAGGAGCUACAGGCUACGGCCAAAGUCCGUAUCAACCCAAUCCGUUCUACCCUCCGCCUCCCGGACAAUGGGGACGUGGCGGCCCUGCUCCCGGCCCAGCUCAAGGCUUCCAUGGAAUGCCCUACCCGCCCCCUCCCGGCUGGUUUCCUCCCGGUCAAGGUUUUCCGGCUGGUGGACCUGGAGGCCCUGGUCCGUGGAAUAGCUUUGGAUAUCCACCUGGACCUGGACCUCAGGGACCUCAAGGACCUCCCGGCGUACCUGGCCAAGGAAUGAGAGGAACACCCCAGCAAGAUAAUAACAAGCCUGCUCCUAUUGGUGCUGGCGUUGAUAAACAAAGACUGGUUGGUAACCCCGCGGUUGAAUUACCUACGGAACCUAAGUCACUUGGACAGCAACCUAUCCAGCCUGCGUCGACUAGCGCAGCCCCAACCCCGCCGGUUGAAUCGAAACCUACCGCAGCGGAAGUCAAAGCUACUGCUGAAUCUCUAGCAACGACGAACCCCCCUGCGGCCAAUGUCGCCGAGAAGAAGGCCGUUCCAACCGGCCCUAAGAACAACCGAGUCCUCCCUGCUGUACCCAUUCAGGCUGCAGUCACUCCGAAAACACCUCAAGUUACUGCUGCCGCUUCUGUAGUUAAGCCUGUGGGCGGGUCAGCCGCUACUCAGGCCGCGCUCAAAGAUGCGACUCAAGCUGCGAAAGAAGCAGUUGCUGUCGCAAUGGCGAAACUUAACAACUCUGCCGCUACUGAAUCUCCCGCGCAGAAUGGCAGCGCAAUGGACAACUUGACUAAGAAGGUCAACGAGAUGAGAAUUAAUGCCACGAGACCCUCAACAAAUGGCAGGGGACGCGGCCGAGGUGGUCGUUCCGGCGGACCAAGCAAGGUCAAUGUUCCGGACUCGGACUUUGAUUUCGAAGCAGGCAACGCAAAGUUCAACAAGCAAGAUCUCGUGAAGGAGGCUAUCGCGGGCUCGCCUCUCACAGAGGUUAUUCAUAAUGCUCCGGCCCCAGAGCAAGCGCAGACCGAUGAUUCUGCACCUCCUGUUGCCUACAACAAGACUAAGUCGUUUUUCGACAACAUCUCCAGCGAGGCUAAGGAUCGUGCCGAAAACGGUGGCCAAAAGCCUGGCGGACGAGAGUGGCGCGGCGAGGAGCAGCGAAAGAACAUGGAGACAUUUGGCCAGGGCAGCGUCGAUGGCGGCUACCGCGGUGGUUACCGCGGCCGUGGCCGUGGUGGACGUGGUGGCCCUCGCGGUCGUGGAUUUGCCCCUCGAGGAAGAGGCAACACAUACCGCCAACCAACAGCUCAAUGAUUGACAUCGGCCCGUGCAUCGCAUGCGUCGUAUAGUCGACAAGUCGUCUUUACAUUCGUGACUUCCUACUCGUACCUUCAAAGGCAACAUCAUUUAGCAGUGUAUUAAUACGGCAGUUGCAUGAUAUGGUUUUUCUUUUUCCACGCGCAGGAACUAGGUGGAUAAUGAUGCGGUUUUGCCAUGCUCCAGAGCUCGAUAGGCUUGAUUUUAGUGUUGAGGCUCUUAGCAACGGCGUAAGGGUGGGUUGACAAGGGCAGGUAUAAUUCUUGCAUUCGCAUCAUGAGCAUGAUCAUACGAUUUUACGUUCGAGACGAAAAAUGGGGGGACUUGCAGUUUCGGCUCGAGCGCAGGAAAAGGCUUCUUACAGAAAGGAAGCGUCGAUACAUACAAAUGACUCUUGACGUGGGUACCAUCACUUCUGAUGUAGAGGGUACUCAGGAAAAGACGAAAACGGAUGCAAUAGCGGGCUUGGUGUCUGUAGGUGGCUUUGGCUUUUUGAGUCGGUACAUAAGCUGAGUUACACUGGUUAAUACAAAACCAUCAAGUCA